Brugia malayi is the source of this 432-nucleotide messenger RNA. RefSeq lists its product as uncharacterized. The transcript is spliced from 3 exons. The record is from RefSeq and is a predicted model, not a curated record. Bases 1 to 432 code for a protein of 143 amino acids. Lineage: Eukaryota; Metazoa; Nematoda; Chromadorea; Rhabditida; Onchocercidae.
AUGGAUGUUAUAAUACCAUCAACUUCAACAUUACUCUUCCCAGAUUUGAUGACACGAGAUGAACUUCUUACUCUUUUAAAGUAUAAAUUCAAACGAAUUGGUAUCAAUACGAGUAAGUUAGUUAAACUUACAGAUGUUCAAUUAUUGGAACAGUUCAAAAAAUUUGCAAUGCCAAAACCACAGCGGAAGGAAUGUAUUCCUGAAAAUUCUCAGAAUAAGAUGAGUAAUAUUAAAGAUUCAGAUGAUUCGAGAAAAAUAUCAAUGAAUGAAUUAAUGAUUUCGGAAUCAGUGUGCAAUAGAGCUAAGUCGAUUAACGGAUGGCGAACAACUGCUUACGGAAAACGAUGUAAUGAUAAUAGUAGUAGUAGUAGUAUAGAGCAUCAUAAUAUGGCGAAAAAUGCUCGGAAGCAUUCACCUAUACGUUUUCCAUAA